Molecule: messenger RNA, 1631 nt
Organism: Manacus vitellinus (golden-collared manakin)
Lineage: Eukaryota; Metazoa; Chordata; Aves; Passeriformes; Pipridae
Gene: NUP62CL
Product: nucleoporin 62 C-terminal like
Biological process (GO): protein import into nucleus; RNA export from nucleus
Cellular component (GO): nuclear pore; nuclear pore central transport channel
Molecular function (GO): structural constituent of nuclear pore; phospholipid binding
Source: RefSeq, a predicted model, not a curated record
CUGAGUACUGACUGAAUGUGUGUCUCAAGAAGGUUGGCUUCUUUUCUUUCCCUCUCUAGGGGAAACACACCAAAAGUAAACUUUGGGAGCAGCACUGCAACUCAGGCUCCUGGAAUCACAGGGGGUUUUGCAUUCGGUAGCUCUGUGGCAACCAGCACGCCCUCCAGUCAAGCAGCAGCAGCCCCAUCUGGCUUUGCCUUUGGCACUGCUGGCACCAGCAGCACCAGCACGGCUCAGACUGGGACGACAGGAGGGUUCACCUUCUCCAGUGGCACCACAACCCAGGCGGGAACAGCCGGGUUUAACAUCGGCACUGCGGCCCCGCAGGCCACGUCCACAGGGCUGACCUUUGGCACGAGCCCUGCAGCUACUGCCACCCACAGCCCCCUGAGCGCUGCCCCAGCAGCUGCACCCCUUUUCAGCCUCGGGGGGCAGCCCACAGGUCUAACCUUUGGGUCACUGACUUCAACAGCAGCCACGAGUGCACCUACAGCAACACUGACCACAAGUACCACCCAGGCACCCACCCUGUCCUUUGGAACCAAGCUGGGAGUAACAUCCACAGCUGCUACAACGGCCUCCACCAGCACCACCUCUGUGCUGGCUCCCACGGGGCCCACGUUGUUCGCGUCCGUCACGAGUUCUUCGGCCGCGACGUCGUCCACCACCACGGGCCUCUCACUUGGUGCCCCUUCCACUGGUUCCACUGGGACUGCCGGUCUGGGGACACUUGGGUUUGGAUUAAAAGUUCCUGGAACAACAGCUGCCACAACAAGCACUGCCACUGGUACUACUUCUGCUUCUGGCUUUCCUUUGAAUCUGAAGCCAUUAACUACAACUGGUGCCAUUGGAGCUGUGACCUCCACAGCUGCCACAACCACAACCACCACGACCAGCACACCUCCAGUGAUGACUUAUGCCCAGCUGGAGAGUUUGAUAAACAAGUGGAGCCUGGAACUGGAAGACCAAGAGAAACACUUUCUCCAUCAAGCGACACAAGUGAAUGCCUGGGAUCGGAUGCUGAUAGAGAAUGGAGAGAAGAUUACUUCAUUACACAGAGAAGUAGAGAAGGUGAAGGUUGAUCAGAAGAGACUGGAUCAGGAACUUGACUUCAUUCUGUCACAGCAGAAGGAGCUUGAGGACUUGUUGACUCCUCUGGAGGAGUCUGUGAAGGAACAGAGCGGGACCAUCUACUUGCAGCACGCGGAUGAAGAGCGGGAGAGGACCUACAAACUGGCUGAAAACAUCGACGCUCAGUUGAAGCGCAUGGCACAAGACCUGAAGGACAUCACUGAGCACUUGAACACAUCAAGAGGCCCAGCAGACACGAGUGACCCGCUUCAGCAGAUCUGUAAAAUUUUGAAUGCACACAUGGAUUCCCUGCAGUGGAUUGACCAGAACUCAGCUGUGCUGCAGAGGAAGGUGGAAGAGGUGACCAAGGUUUGCGAGAGCCGCCGCAAGGAGCAGGAGCGCAGUUUUCGCAUCACCUUUGACUGAAGGACUCCCAAGUUUAACGGGUUAACAUAAAAGCCUCCCCAGAAAACAGAGCUGUUUGGGAACUGAGGUCUGAGAUGGUGACCUGCCUUUGCUUCUUUUUCUUGCAAUAAAAUGUGUUGUUUGUUCCAAAGCCA